Molecule: messenger RNA, 2796 nt
Organism: Alligator mississippiensis (American alligator)
Lineage: Eukaryota; Metazoa; Chordata; Crocodylia; Alligatoridae
Product: olfactory receptor class A-like protein 1
Exons: 1
Coding region: 25-978 (317 amino acids)
Biological process (GO): G protein-coupled receptor signaling pathway
Cellular component (GO): membrane
Molecular function (GO): pheromone receptor activity
Source: RefSeq, a predicted model, not a curated record
UGCGUUCUUCCACCUGCCAGACUGAUGGGGGCCCAGUUCAUCUUUGACAUACUUGGCUUCAUUUUCCUGGACAUGGUUGGGAUCCCAGGGAAUGUGGUCAUCCUCUAUGCCUUCGUUCACACGUUAGCGUGCCACCGGAAAGUCACGCUCUCGGAAAUCAUCCUGAGCAAACUCGCCCUUUCCAACCUCCUGGUGAUCCUGAGCCAGGGGAUUCCCUUCACGCUCAAAAUAUUUUGGACCCAGAACGUGUUCAACAACCUGGGGUGCAAAAUUACCCUUUAUGUUUAUUGUGUAGGAAGAGCCAUGACCAUCUGCGUCACCUCCUUGCUGGGCUGUUUCCAGUGUCUCCUCAUCAUCCCCUUCCCUUGCAGGUGGCUGCAUUGGAGAGAGAGCCUGUUGAAAAAUCUCUCUUCCAUCAUGAUUUCCCUGUGGUGCUUCAACCUCUUUGUGUGUAGCACCCGUCUGACUUACGGCUCUGCCCAGGGUGAUGAAAACUCCUCCACUCUUGGAAAUUACACCGAGCUUUACAACUUCUGCUAUGUGAUGUUCCCCACCCGCUACUUUUACCUGGGAAAUAGGCUGGUGUUGGUCAUCAGGGACUUGUUCUUCCUUGGGGCAAUGACUCUUUCCAGCUGCUACCUUCUGUAUAUGUUUUAUCAGCAUGGGAAGCAAGCAAAACACCUUACAGGGUUGCAUGUGAAGCAUGCAGAGAUCCAGGCAGCCAAAGCUGUGGUGGCCCUGUUAGUCCUGUAUCUUUUCAGCUUUGGGAUGGAUAGCAUCUUCUGGAUCUUUACCCUCUGUGUGGCCCCAGGCUCAAUGAGGCUUGUUGAUGCUCAGAUGUUCUUUGCUUCCUGCUACUCGGCCAUCGGCCCACUGGUGAUUAUCCUGACCAACAAGAAGGUGCAAACAGGCUUGAAGUCUACACCCAACAGGAGGGAGUUUGCAGUGGCAGAAAGUAUCUCAAAGCAUAUCCAUUGAGUAGCAAAAUGGGAAAACUAGCAGCUUCCAGUCCCAGGCUGGGGUCUGCUCUGUUUGACUAGUAUAGCCAUUGCUGUGUUUCCAAACCAUCUAGGACAUUAGCCUUUAGACUCCAAACAUCCCAGAGAAUAAUAAAACAAGAAAGAAGAAAAGUAAAGUCUCUAUCAGCUUCCUGCUGGGCGUAGGGACAAGAAUCUGUAUGUGAUGGCACAGCCCAGCAACGACAGGGGAGGAACAAUGAUUUUUUGAUUUAAGGAGCUGCAUGCGAGAGAGCCCGAUUCAAUUCACCAUCCUAUCAAAUCCAUCUGUGACCUUGUGAAGUCCGUCGGUCUCUCUGGACCUCGGUUUCCUGCCUUUAACAAAGGAAGAAUUGUUUCUUCUGCCACAGGGCUGUUUGUGAUGUGGAAGGAUUCAGAUUCAGAGAUACAACUUGCAAGCAAAGCUGAUUCUCAACAUUUCGGUUUUUUUAAAUACAAGCUGAUAUUUAAGAUUAUCCUGGUUUUCGUUACUGGGAACGUAGGCUUCUUGAAACUGCACUUUAAAAUAUUUUUCUCCCCCAAUCAAACACAUGCCAGUUUCAAUAAAUGUACCUAGAAACAUUUAUGGGUUUUAUGAAAAAGAAAAUCAGAAAGUAAUGUAUUGCAAACAACCUUGCUACAAAACUCAUUUUCAGAUUGACCCUCAAUGCCUGGCAAAGGUGCAUUUUAUCUUUGUCUCAAAGGCCUGAACCCCACAGAAAAUGUAACAAGCUUAACGGGCAUCAUCUUACAAUGUAAUAUAUGCCACGUACGUAUUUUGACAUCUAGCAAUGAAAAGGCAAAAGCAAAAUCCAGUGUGUGCAACCUGUGCAGCAUUGCAAUGUAUAAUGUUUACAGCAACAGCCUUAUUUUCAGGUACCAGACUCUAAGCUGUAACCUGUGGCUCUGAGGCCUCAUUUUCAGAAGGACUGAGUAUCUGCAGCUCUCCCUAUAUUGAUAUGUGGAUGCACAGCACAACUCAAAAUGAGACCUGAUUGCAUGUCAGCACUGUGAAUCAGCUCUGUGGUAUGUGAUUCUUCUGAAAGAUUAAAACAAAUCCAACAAAACAUCCCUACCAGACCAAAAAUUCUGUUCUAUUAGAAAGUACACAGACAACCCCCUAAUACACUCUUGUGUUACUAUAACUAAAUUCCCAUUUCUUUUAAGCAAAAGACUUUGGUGCAUUAAUCAUCUUCGAUUACAGAUUGGAAAGCAAAUCUACCCAUUUUUUUCAUACUAGCUCUGAUGAAUCAACUUGCAUCUCAGUGCAGUUGUAGGCUUUACUAAACUGCCUUCUUAAGCUCCUUGUGCAAUAUCUGAAGGUUGCUGACUCUGCCUCUCCGUGCUUUUCCCCAUUAUACUUAGUGUUCAGAUAACGACGCUAAUUUAAACGUUGAAAAACGGGGUGUCUUGCUGCAGCAGGCUGCUGUGAUUGCAACGCCAUCCCCUUUGGGGGUAUGGCUAAGAACAGAAACGUUGGCCCAACCUCAGUGAGAUGCACGGUAUGGGGGCAUCUGCUUGCAUAUUAUUCUACAGCAAGGAGAAAUGUCCAUGCCCCUUCCCAGCGAUGUGACCAGCUGCCUAGCUGAGUGCUGUAAGUUUUAAUGGUGAGCUCUUUAAAGUCCUCAAGGGAGAUGGUCUCAUGCAAUAACUUAAAUGUAAGUGCUGUCUUCAGGAAAGAAGCAUACUGUACAGGGGUUGCGUUCCAAAACCUGUCAGAGAGUAUUCAUGAUAACUUUUAUUUAUAUGUCUAAAAAAUUAUUUGUAGGAGCUGCAUCAGGCUUUUGGAAAUAAAUGGUGA